UAUAUUUAUUAAAUAUGUCUUUAAUUCUACGUUCAUUUCUUCAUGCUAAAAAUGUUUGCAACAACAAAUUUCAAUUUUUUUCAAGUUCUAAAAGAAGUAUUUUGGCCUUUAAUUAUCGCCAUUUUAGCAAUGAAAAAUAUGAAGAACUGGAAAGACAGAAACGCCAAGACUGGCAUUGGAAGGGUGUCAAAAAAGGAAUUGGAUUUAUGUCAAUUUUGGUUAUUUCUGGAACUGCUUAUGUUUUUUAUGUUUAUGGAAGUCAACCUCGUGAUCCGGUUACUGGUGAAUUACUUCCUGAUGAAUUUUCUAAUUAUAAAUUUGCUCCAUUUUGGCGUGUUCUUGAUUUUAUUAAAUUUUGGAAAAAGUUCAUUGCUGAACCUUCAAGAGAGAAGCUUCUCCCCGAUCCUGUCAAGGCUCCUUAUCAUCAGCCAAAAUAUACAGUUGUUCUUGAAUUGAGAAAUGUUCUAGUCAGUCCUCAAUGGGAUUACAAGAAAGGUCAUUAUUUUGUGAAGAGACCAGCUUUGGAUUAUUUUAUUGAUAUGAUUGGAUAUCCAAAUUUUGAACUAGCAGCUCCAAUUGUUACUCAAAUUGAUCCUCAAGGACAACGGAUUAAUCAUGCACUUUUUAGAGAUUGUACUAAAUAUGUGAAUGGUACACAUGUUAAGGAUCUUUCUCGACUUAAUAGAGACUUGAAAAAGGUUAUUUACAUUGAUUGGGAACCUGCUGCUUUUCAGUUAAAUCCAGAAAAUGUUCUUUGUGUGCCUAAAUGGAAUGGAGAUAUGAACGAUACUUCUUUAGUUGAUUUGGCAGAAUUACUGAAAACAAUUCAUUUAUCUGAUGUUGAAGAUUUUAGACCGGUUCUUCAAUUUUAUAGUCAAUUUGAUAAUCCUACUGAAGAGUUUAGAAAAAGAGCAAAAAUUGUUGGACAAGAGAAUCAACAAGCAACAUCAACUUCUCAAUCAAUAACAUCUUCAGAAGAACCAUUAAAGAAAUAUCGUGGUAGUUUAUUUGGAGCAAGAAGGCAUGCUGUUUAG
Molecule: messenger RNA, 1034 nt
Organism: Meloidogyne enterolobii
Lineage: Eukaryota; Metazoa; Nematoda; Chromadorea; Rhabditida; Meloidogynidae
Source: the annotation of a GenBank genome assembly